UUGCAAUGCUGGCUCCCUCCGCUAGUUAUUAUUAUUAAAUCCAAAUGUUCGUGAUGCAGUUUGGCGCAUUCUUGAGAGUAGUGGAUCCGGAGUACAGUAACCCUUUUUGCCCUUUUAUGAGGUUUAAUGCAUCCGUGAUGCGAACACGCCCGUCAUGGUCACGAGAAUCUUAUCUAGGGUUUAGUUUGUUUCGCUCCAAGUCUAUGGAGGAGAAUCUUAUCUUGUUUCUCAACCAUAAAAUGGAUAAAGAAUCAUUUACGAAUGGAUGAUCCAUAAAGUUCAUCUCUAUACCGACUUCAACAUGCAUCCCUCUCCCAUUCCUGUUAUCUCAUCAUCUUUACAAAAACAAAAUAAACAAUGGCGGCUGCUAUUUCCCUUUACGGAGCGCCAGUUAACUUUAGGCGAUUAGCACGAUCACCCAAUAACGUCCGAAGCGCUGCACGGGUUCGGAUGGCAUCGGUGAGGUGUGGGAUAGAGGAUUUCAUCGGAGGGGACUUAGUGAGAUUUGAUCUAGGUCGUUGGUUGUCAGACGUGGAAGAGCACAAGGCGCUAGCCAUUUACACACCGCACGAGGGGGGUUACGAGGGACGUUACCUGACGCGGCUAAGGUAUCAAGGUUACUAUUUCCUCGACCUCUCCGCUCGAGGCCUCGGCGAUCCUGAAACUACGCUUACGAAGAUUCAUCCAGUUUGCCCUGCGCACGUAGGAAAACAGCCCAUUGCCAGGUGGUAUUUCCCACCAGAAGUUGAUUACAGGCUUUCUCUAUUGCCUCCUGACGCCAGAGGUCUUGUGCUGUGGAUAAUUGAGGCUAAGGUCUUGUCCAAAUCAGAAUUACAGUUCCUUGCUCUGCUUCCCAGUCUCCGACCCAAGGUGAAGGUCAUCGCGGAAUGUGGAAACUGGAGGAGAUUCAUGUGGAAACCACUAAAAGAAAUUGCAGGAUUGCCGUCAAAUGAUGGAGCAGCAGCUUGAUCUCAGACCUAGACAUUACUUUCAAAUGCAUAAUAGAGGGCCGGCGGCCUCCAAUCAAUCUCAUGUUUUAUCUUCCUUUCACCUAAAAAGUUUUGUCAAAGCCUUGCACUUUGCCUUUUUUUUCACAGUUAAAAUGUGUUAUUACCAAAAAAAAAAAAAGAAGGCCAGCCCUCCCAACUUUUACAUAUUUUUAACCAGCAAAUAAAUGCAUUUGCAUAGAAAUUUGCUUA
Messenger RNA from Nelumbo nucifera (sacred lotus), 1199 nucleotides. RefSeq names its product NADH dehydrogenase-like complex N (gene NDHN). Gene Ontology annotation, molecular function: oxidoreductase activity, acting on NAD(P)H, quinone or similar compound as acceptor. Gene Ontology annotation, cellular component: membrane. The record is from RefSeq and is a predicted model, not a curated record. Lineage: Eukaryota; Viridiplantae; Streptophyta; Magnoliopsida; Proteales; Nelumbonaceae.